This is a messenger RNA of Scylla paramamosain (green mud crab), 1410 nucleotides long. RefSeq lists its product as uncharacterized. NCBI's taxonomy places the organism in Eukaryota, Metazoa, Arthropoda, Malacostraca, Decapoda, Portunidae. Bases 16 to 324 code for a protein of 102 amino acids. The transcript is spliced from 3 exons. The record is from RefSeq and is a predicted model, not a curated record.
GUCUUUCAGCGUGUCAUGCCCGCUCAGUUCACUUCACCACCAGCAGCGGCGGAGAGAGAUGAAGGUGCAGAGGUCUCGUGGCAUGACGCAGGACUUGGUGAAGGAGUGAAAUGCCUCCCCCUUGGUCAAGUCAGCACCAAGGCAGAGGUAAUUGAUGUACUGGUGUUGAAUUCAGCUGCCUCCUCGCUACUCCCGUUGCCAGAACGCCAUGUGAUCGAGGCAGUGUUGGGGAAGAUGAGGAUUAUUCAUCAGGCGUGGCGUGUGCUGUCUUCAUUUCACCAUCCUAUGAACAGCCCACAGGAAUCACUACCACAUCAGGCCUGACAUAUUCAUUGCAAUUAGGGAGUUGAGUUUCAUCAGGAAGAGAGGCUGAGUGUCACUACCUGUCAAGCCUGACGAGGUGUUAAGGAGUUUAAUCAGGAAGUGAGGCCGAGUCUUGCUACCUGUAAGCCUGAUGAGGUGUUAAGUCAAGGAGUUUAAUCAGAAAGAGGGGAUGAGUAUCACUUCCUGUAAGCCUGAUGAGGUGUUAAGGAGUUUAAUCAGGAAGUGAGGCUGAGUCUUGCUACUUGUAAGCCUGACGAGAGGAGUCAAGGAGUUUUUCAUUGUAAUCAAAGAAGAGUCAAGUUGUAAGAAGAUUGUAAGACAAGAAUUUUAAGCAGGAAUAAUUGUCAAGCAGUUAGCAGCAGGAGUGAGGAAAGGGUACAAGAACUUUCAAGUUGUAAGAAGAUUGUAAGGCAAGAAUUUUAAGCAGGAGGAAUUAAUUGUCAAGCAGUUAACAGCAGGAAGAAUGCAGCGACAAAAGUGUACAAGAGUUUUUAAGUUGUAAGAAGAUUGUAAGGCAAGAAUUUUAAGCAGGAAGAAUGAAUUGUCAAGCAGUUAACAGCAGGAAGAAUGCAGCGACAAAAGGGUACAAGAGUUUUCAAGUUGUAAGAUUGUAAGGCAAGAAUUUUAAGCAGGAGGAAUAUUGUCAAGCAGUUAACAGCAGGAAGACUCCCUUGAAGCUGUGGUGGGAGUGACGAGCAUCCUUCAGGACUUGCAAAGGCUGAAGUCCUCAACACUAGUCUCUCAAGUUGACACAGGAGCUCUUGGACACAAGGAAAACAAAUGAUGACAUGUUUUAUCAUAAUUGUGUAUAUUUAUUAAACUUUUAUGUGAUUAAACAAUAAUGAUUAAACAUUAUCUUAUACUAAUAAUACAUACUUAAGGAAUUAUUAGUAUAAGUUGCAAAUAAACCAGCUUUCUGGUGUAACAAUUCAUAUGCCUCCUCAGAAACUUUAACAAUGUGAUUUAAACAAUAUAUAUUAUCUUGUUCAUACUUGUGGAAUUAUAAGUCUUACAAAUUGCAAAUAAGCUUUCUGGUGUAACAAAUUCAUAGCCCUGAUAAAAAAAAAAAAAAUAAAAUAAAAUAAA